UUAUACAGUUGAUUUGCUGAAAAUAUGAAGUGUAUAUAAAAUAAAAUUUUGAGAACAUCAUGCGUGCUAGUGUAGCGCAUGGAAAAAUUGGGUCGAUGUGCGAAAGAUGGCGGCUACUGCGUGGUGUGCGUGAAAAAGAUUCGUGCGUAGAUUUUGUCUGUAGUUUUUAUCAAAACAUGACAAAAUAUGGAAAAAUCUAUUUACAUGUGCACAAGGCUACUAUAGGUGAAAGAUUCGUAAUGUUGAUGAAUAUUCAGAUUCCAUGUUUCCCAUCCGCGUAAAAGUCGUUUGUUUACGAUAAAGUUUGUAUAAUACUUCAACGUGAAGUGAAGUGUUGCAAGGGAAAAAGAGACCCUAACAUAGACGAGAUUGGAGAUCAAGUGCAGCCGGACUUCGGCCCGGUAAGAAGAUCAGUAGAGAUGCUGAAGCAAUUGCAAAUGGGGAUGAGAGCUUUUCUCUUGAUGGCCUCCCGAGUGUGGACAUGCGUCUUCUUUCUUCUCAAGAAGCAGGUUAGAGCCAUAUCACAAAUGCAACCUGUUAAAUAUGAAAUCUUCCCAUUAUCUCCAUUAUCAAGGCAUAGACUUAGUAUAGUUAAAAGGAUAUUAGUAUUGGAUUUAGAUGAAACAUUAAUUCACUCUCAUCAUGAUGGAGUGGCAAGGCCAACAGUUAGAUUUGGUACACCACCAGAUUUUAUUCUUAAAGUGAAGAUAGACAGACAUCCUGUCAGAUUUUUUGUCCACAAAAGACCACAUGUAGAUUUCUUUUUAGAUAUUGUUAGUCAAUGGUAUGAAUUAGUGGUUUUCACUGCUUCCAUGGAAAUCUAUGGUGCAGCUGUUGCAGAAAAGUUAGAUAAUAACAGGGGUAUAUUAAGAAGAAGAUAUUAUAGACAACAUUGUACUCCAGAAAUGGGUUCCUAUACUAAAGAUUUAUCUGCAAUUUGUUCUGAUUUAGCAUCAGUCUUUAUACUUGAUAAUAGUCCUGGAGCUUACAGAGCCUAUCCUCAUAACGCAAUACCAAUAAAGUCUUGGUUUAGCGACGCGGGAGAUACUGCUUUAUUGAGUUUACUUCCUGUUUUGGAUGCUCUUCGUUUUACACAAGACGUACGGUCCGUUCUUUCAAGGAAUUUACAUUUACAUCAUACUUGGUAGCAUAGUUUGGAUUAAGUAAUAAAUUAGAUUUAUUAGAGAUCGAGCUGCAAAACGUUUAGCGUGUUUAAUCUAGGAUUAUUGUUAUUGGUAAUAGAUAUAGGAUGCUGACUAAAUGAUGAGACGAUGAUCCCUGAUCCCCUGUCCUCAUUUUCUACGCUCGUUAGAAAAUAAAAACGUAGCGAGUAAGUCUGAAAGGGAAUGGGACCUUUAACCAAACUAUUUACAUUAGCACAAAAUGUCCUGAUAUUUUCGUUAUGUUCAUGUGUGCGCAAUAAUAUAUAUAUAUAUACGUAUGCGUACACAACACAUAUACAUACACAAAUCGAGAGAGAGAGAGAAAGUGGGCUUUCUUAAAAAAAGAAAAAAUGUAUUUGCCAAAGAUUGAGAUUUUAAAUUAAUAUAGAUUUAUACGUAUAUUUCACUUGAAAUAAUUUUGUUCUAAGUGAAAAUAUUAUACAAAACGUUUUAAGUAUUUUGCCACACAUGAUAAAAAAAGUGUUAUAUUUUUUAAACGAAUUAUUUCUGUUAUAUAUAAUAUUAUUAAACAUAAAAUAUAGUAUAAAAAAAAAAUAAAAAAAAUACUAAGUCACAGUUUAAACGGACUUUGCUGUAACUCACUGUAUCAGUGAGGCAGUUAUCCUGAAUAUAUCUAAUAAUAAAAAGAAGUAUUAAUGAACUAUAAAGAAGCGAUAUUUGAUUUCAAUAAAUUUUUCGAAAAAUGGAAAUUGUUUAAUUGUAUGUACGAUGUUAUACAUCAAAAAGAAGUACGAAUGAAGUAACAGUAAAUAGAUGAAAUCGUGCAUAUACCUAUAUACUUUAUUUGUUUAUUUCAUCAUUCAAAAAUACUAUUAAAAAUUAUUAUAGUUUAUACAAUGAUAGGAAAUGUAUUUGUUGCAGAAUGAUGAUUGAGUGAAUGAACAAUGUAAUCAAGCGAUUAAACAUUUUACAUAGCAUUUAUACAUGUAUAUUAUGUAUGUAUAUGUAUAAAUGUUAGUUUUACUUAAUUAUAAAAAUUCGAUUUAAAAAAUAUGCCCAUGUGCACAAGAAUGAAAUAAUGAUACUUUGUUCUCAAAUAAAUUAUAAAUAAUUGAGAACAUUUGUUUAUUUAUUGACAUAUAUCAAACAAAUUGCUCACAUGGAUUUAUAUUAUUAAUAGUAAUUUAUUCCAAAGUAAGAAGAGCCAUGGGUAAUAGAUAUAGGAUAAGGCAGGAUUAUAUUACACUCAAUAAAAAUAAUGUCUUUCUGUACAUAGUAAACCUAUAUGUACAUGUAUGGAUGUUCUGUUAUCACAUACAUGCAACUAUAUGUAUAUGUUAAGAAAAAAUAUUAAUUUUUUAAUUUCAAAUAUACAUUGCAAACAACUUGUAUAAACAUAGUCCAUAACUAAAUAUGGUUCUAUGUAUCGCGAUUGUCUUUUUAAAUUCAAAUAUGGAUUAAAAUGUACAUAUUUAGUUUAUAAAGAUAAA
Molecule: messenger RNA, 2614 nt
Organism: Apis florea (little honeybee)
Lineage: Eukaryota; Metazoa; Arthropoda; Insecta; Hymenoptera; Apidae
Gene: Dd
Product: CTD nuclear envelope phosphatase 1-like protein dullard
Molecular function (GO): phosphatase activity
Source: RefSeq, a predicted model, not a curated record